AUGGCUGUCGAAGCGGUGCAUCUGGACGCGAGUGCCAGAGCCCGCCGAAGUCAAGGAGAUCAAGACCUUCCUCGAGUACGCUCGCCGCAAGGACGCGCGCCAGGUUACCAUCAAGAAGAGCGCCGCCAAGAAGGCUGGGGCUGGCCAGGUCUACAAGUUCAAGCUCCGCUGCUCCAAGUACCUCUACACGUUCUCGCUCCGCGACGCCGACAAGGCCGAGAAGCUCCGCCAGUCGCUCCCGCCUACGCUCAAGGUCAACGACGUCGACGGCCCCGUCAAGGCCAAGAAGUAAGCGGUCCCCGCCCGGACUGGCUACUUCGGCGACCAGGGGAUAGAGAGGAGUCUUGUUGUGACAACUCGGUCGUUCUCUUCCCCGACUUCUGCUUCCACCGUCGCGUUUGGGCAGAGGAGCGAGUGUGCAGAACGCUGCGAGAGAACGCUACGGGCUGA
Molecule: messenger RNA, 450 nt
Organism: Rhodotorula toruloides NP11
Lineage: Eukaryota; Fungi; Basidiomycota; Microbotryomycetes; Sporidiobolales; Sporidiobolaceae
Exons: 3
Coding region: 1-450 (149 amino acids)
Source: RefSeq, a predicted model, not a curated record